AUGUCAACUGAAACUUCAGGUCAACAAACUCCUGUUGAUGAACAUCAUUCAGAUGAUCAUGAAAAAUUAGAAAACUCCUCAUUGGAGUCGGGUCACCAACAACAAGGUGGUAUUCCAGAAAGACCAUUAAAAGAAUACUUCUUCAUCAGUGCUUUAUGUAUGAUGGUUGCCUUUGGUGGUUUCGUUUUUGGUUGGGAUACUGGUACCAUUUCAGGUUUUGUUAAUCAAACUGAUUUCAAAAGAAGAUUUGGUCAAAUAAAUGAUCAUGGUGAAUAUUACUUAUCAAAUGUUAGAGUUGGUUUAAUUGUCUCUAUUUUCAACAUUGGUUGUGCCUUUGGUGGUAUUAUCUUGGCUCCAUUAGGUGAUAAAUUCGGUCGUCGUAUCGGUUUAAUGUGUGUUAUGAUUGUUUAUAUCGUUGGUAUCUUGAUUCAAAUUUGUUCUUUUGACAAAUGGUAUCAAUAUUUCAUUGGUCGUAUUAUUUCAGGUUUAGGUGUUGGUGCUAUUGCUGUUUUGUCACCAAUGUUGAUUUCUGAAACUGCUCCAAAAGCUUUAAGAGGUACUUUGGUUUCAUGUUAUCAAUUGAUGAUUACUUUUGGUAUCUUCUUAGGUUACUGUACUAAUUAUGGUACUAAGAUUUACUCAGAUUCUACUCAAUGGAGAGUUCCAUUAGGAUUAUGUUUCUUCUGGGCCAUUUUAAUGAUCAUUGGUAUGGUUUUAAUGCCAGAAUCUCCACGUUAUUUAGUUGAAGUUGGUCGUCUUGAAGAUGCUCGUCACUCUAUUGCAAGAUCAAAUCAAAUUCAUGAUGAUGAUCCAGCUGUCUUUGGUGAAGUUGAAAUUAUUCAAGCCGGUAUCGAAAAGGAAAAAUCUGCUGGUACUGCUUCAUGGGGUGAAUUAGUUACAGGUAAACCAAGAAUCUUAUAUCGUGUUGUCUUAGGUAUUAUGUUACAAACACUUCAACAAUUGACUGGUGAUAACUAUUUCUUCUAUUAUGGUACUACUAUUUUCAAGGCUGUUGGUUUAGAAGAUUCUUUUGAAACAUCUAUUGUCUUGGGUAUUGUUAACUUUGCAUCUACUUUUGUUGGUUUAUGGGUUGUUGAAAGAUUUGGUAGAAGAAACUCAUUAUUAGGUGGUGCUGCUGGUAUGAUUGCUUGUUUCGUUAUUUUUGCAUCUGUCGGUGUUACUAGAUUAUACUUGAACCCAGAACAUACUGAAUCAUCAAAAGGUGCUGGUAAUUGUAUGAUUGUUUUUGCUUGUAUCUACAUUUUCUUCUUUGCUUCAACUUGGGGUCCAAUUAUUUAUACUGUUGUUUCAGAAACUUACCCAAUUAGAAUUCGUUCAAAGGCUAUGGCUCUUGCUACUGCUGCUAACUGGUUAUGGGGUUUCCUUAUUGGUUUCUUCACUCCAUUCAUUACAUCUGCAAUCAACUUUUACUAUGGUUAUGUCUUUAUGGGAUGUUUGGUCUUUGCAUUCUUCUACGUGUUUUUCUUCUUACCAGAAACUAAAGGUUUAUCAUUAGAAGAAGUUCAUGAAUUAUAUGAAGAAAAAGUUUUACCAUGGAAAUCAACUUCAUGGGUUCCACCAUCAAGAAGAACUGCACAACAAGCUGCUGAACAAAAAGAAGAAAUUGCAGCUCAAGAAGCUCCAAAGUUUUUGAAAAGAUUCUUUUAG
Molecule: messenger RNA, 1668 nt
Organism: Hansenula anomala
Lineage: Eukaryota; Fungi; Ascomycota; Saccharomycetes; Phaffomycetales; Wickerhamomycetaceae
Product: sugar porter family MFS transporter
Exons: 1
Coding region: 1-1668 (555 amino acids)
Biological process (GO): transmembrane transport; carbohydrate transport
Cellular component (GO): plasma membrane
Molecular function (GO): carbohydrate:proton symporter activity
Source: RefSeq, a predicted model, not a curated record